Molecule: messenger RNA, 3425 nt
Organism: Clarias gariepinus (North African catfish)
Lineage: Eukaryota; Metazoa; Chordata; Actinopteri; Siluriformes; Clariidae
Gene: senp2
Product: SUMO specific peptidase 2
Exons: 17
Coding region: 118-1890 (590 amino acids)
Biological process (GO): protein desumoylation
Cellular component (GO): nucleus
Molecular function (GO): deSUMOylase activity
Source: RefSeq, a predicted model, not a curated record
AGUAAUAGUGAGGAUUGAACGGCGUGUCGCAUUUGAUGUGGUGUUGAAGUUUGUGAUUUUGUAAAGAUCCUGGCACUAACAAACAGGCAGGUGACUGAGUCUUCGUGGUGGUUUGUAAUGUAUGAAUGGAUAGUUGAUGGACUGUCGUCGCUGUUUGUUCCGUUUUCCGUGUUUUCUGGAGGGAAUUCACAGAGCUGGCCUACGGACGGUAACCCGCCGCCGACACCACCACGAGACCCGGUCACUUCUGAGACACAACAACAUUACCGACCUCCUAAGCGAAACUAUCAAAGCGUCCACUCUCCUGAUGGUGUAUCAGAGCAUGUGGAAAGCAAACGACCAAGACGAGAUGUGAUCGUCCAAGUUGUCAAGAAGACUUUCGCAGGGUUUGCAAGGCUGCUUCGAUUGCGACAGCACAAGCCAUGUCAUUAUGAAAAGGACAGGGAUUGUAGAAAUGCACAGAUCGGGCAUGUCUCUGUAGUGGGAAUCGAUGAAAUUCGAAGCAACGGCAUAAAUAAGUGGACGGUUGAUGAGGAUGUUAAAAUGGCUAAACAGAGAGAAAUCGGGCUGAGUGGUAAAGAGAGGAGCGUGCCAAACUUCUGCUUAGGUGCCCAGCCCUUGAUCAGGAAACCUGAAAACAGUUCAGUGUUAUUUAUGGGCAACCAGGACAAACAGAGGGAGCGUCUGCACAGAACGUCACUGCAACUGUUGCCGUCGCGCCCUGUCCUCCCUGAGACAGACCCCUCCAGCCGUGCGCACAAACCAUGCCUCACUGUGGAGGAGGCCCUGAAAGAAAGCGGCCGUGAGCACUACAGAAAGUUGGUUGAGAUGGUUUCUGAGACGUACUCAAAGAACAAACCGCUGCCGUUCGGACGAGUGAAACCACUAAACACGAGUUUUCCCCAUGGCCGUGCUACUCCCGAGAUCAGCAAACCUACACUAAUCAAAGUGAAUCCUCAUGUACCAACGUGGAGGAGUUCCACUUUGAUUAACCACGUAAAGGACGGUGCACCAGUUAGUGAUGUUGAGAGGAAGAAACAAGAACAAACGUUAAAUAAAAGCAGGCCACUAGAUGUAGAUCUGUCUGUCGAAGUAGAAACCCGGCUGAACCUCAAGGACAGAGAGACCACUGCAGUGUCCCAGCCAGGGUUUCAGCCCCGCACGGAACCAGUCCUUGACACAGGGAAACACUUGGAAGAGGAGUUCCCUAGACUGACCAAGGAAAUGCAGCAGGAGGUGAGCGCUGCUCUCGCACAGAGAGAUCCAGAUCUAAUCCUGAGCAGCGGUUUUAAAUUGCGCAUCGCUCAGAGAGACCUGGCAACCCUGCAGGAAGGAACCUGGCUCAAUGAUGAGGUGAUCAAUUUCUACCUUAACCUGGUGAUGGCGCGGGCGGAGCAGGAAACGGGCGGGAGAAAGGUGUACUGCUUCAGCACCUUCUUCUUCCCUAAGCUCCACGGGGGCGGCCACACCGCCGUGCGCCGCUGGACCAAGGCUGUCGACCUCUUCCUGUAUGACAUCAUCCUCAUUCCCCUGCACCUGGGGGUCCACUGGUCUCUCGCCGUUGUUGACUUCCAGGCGAAGUCUGUGAGGUCGUACGACUCCAUGGGUCAGAGGCAUGACGACAUCUGUAACCAGAUACUGAUGUACCUGAAGGAAGAGUACGAGGCCAAGAAGGGCAAAGACUUUGAAAUCUUAAAGUGGACCGUGACCAGCUUGCGAGCCACUGAGGUUCCUCAACAGAAGAAUGGAAGCGAUUGUGGUGUGUUUGUUUGCAAGUAUGCUGACUACAUCGCACGUGGACGCCACCUUACUUUUAGACAGUGUCACAUGCCGUAUUUCCGUAAAGUGAUGAUCUGGGAGAUUCUCAAUCAGAAGCUGCUGCAGCAAUAAAAAGGUUAAAAAAAUAAAAUGAAAUAAACCGGACUUGAGCUGACCAAAGCAUCGGACCACACAACGUUCAUCCUCCACAUUUUUCUACAGUCGGCUGGCUACUUGACUGGUCCUGUCCUACUUUAAUCCACGUCCAGUUUGUUUAUGCCGGAGGUGGUGGUUAAAUCGCAGAUGCGUGCGUGUGUGUGUGGGUGGACUCAAAGGCGAGGAGAUUUGUGCUAGACCGUGACCCAUUUAAUCAGUAUAUUGAGUUUUUUUUUUUUUUUUUUUUUAAAGUGCUUUGUUAAUGAAGCAUGUGUGUCAUUCCUACACGACUUAUCACCCCUAGGGGGCUGUGUGUGUGUGUGAAGCUCUUGUGCUCUCUCUCUUGACUUUGAGAUGUGAUUUAAAAGAGUAUUAGGAUGUACACUAAUGAAAAGAAAGCGCAGGACAGUCAUUCGCUUCCUGGUGGCUAGAAUCUGUUGUAGUGUUUAAAAAAAAAAAAGCAAACAAAAAAAAAUACUGAAGUUUGAACCUGGCUAAAAAGAAUGUGUGUUUGUGUAAGUUUUAACGCAACUGGAUAUGAAAUGUUUUGUCUUUCAUAGCAAUCACAGGCUUUGACGGAAGUGAAUGCAUGUCAGACUUUACAGUACCUGAGCUGCGGAUUGCAGUGAAAGCAGCAGUAUUUAUUGAGUCCUAGAGUGCCUUGAUGAUUAUGAUGACGGUUUAUGGUCUGUAGAUUUUUCUCACUCUACAGGAUUCAAAUAGAUUUUUUAAAAUACACUACUUGUGUGCUACUGGAAGGGUGUGUGUAUGUGUGUGUUUUCCUGAAAUGAGACAUAUAUGAGGUAUGUACAGUAAGAAAUGAGUGGUGAUGAAGCACAUACCCGUUUUGAUAUAUUACAUCUGGAUUUUAUGCUAUAUUUAUAAUGCAAGUAUUGUUUAUUUUCUUUUCUUUUUUUUUCAAACUGAAAGUGCAAUGAAUGCCAAACUACAGACAAGAUUUAUUAUUGUUUAGUUCUUCUUCUUCUAGUGCAUGCUCAAGCAAAGCCCUUUAAAAAGGAGUAACAAGUAGCAUUAUUAAUCUCUGGCCUAUCUAUUGUGUUACUGCAUUAUGAAAAACAGCAUUUCUUUUUCUCUCUUCAUUCUGGCUUUCAAAAAACUGUGACAGUAGGUAGAUCUGCGAUGCUAAAUCGCCUCUUGGGCAAAUGUAGGAGACAUUUUCGCAACCUUCCUCAUACCUGUGCAACAUUCCCAGCUUUAAUGCAGAGAUUUCAGAUUUUAUGGGGAAAAAAAUCUUUUUCUUGCUCCUUUAUUUUUCUAAUGCAAAACUUUAUUUAUGACCUGACAGUUUUAUUAUUUGUUUAAAAUAGAAAAUUAGUGUUAUAUUACCUGUUUGUGAUGUGUUAGAUUAAAGUGUGUGUUGAGGGACUUACAAGAUGAACUGAGAUGUCAAGGCCUACUGUAUAUGCGAUGUUUUUUUCUGUUUGUUUUUGUCGUCCAUGCAGAAUGUUGGUAAUUAUUUUUAUAAAGAAUAAAGUACUGGAGAAAAAACA